AUGCAUGAUACAUUACAUGAUAGUAAAGCACAUUAUAGCAAAGAAUCCAAUACUGACACUGAACAAGUAGAAAUAGAUAAUGAAUUAAUUGAAAGUGAUGAAUCAUUUGAGAGUAAUAAUAAUAAGAUAGAAAUAAUUGAGAAGGGUAUAACAUAUUACUUCCUUUUAAGAUAG
Molecule: messenger RNA, 174 nt
Organism: Cetraspora pellucida
Lineage: Eukaryota; Fungi; Glomeromycota; Glomeromycetes; Diversisporales; Gigasporaceae
Source: the annotation of a GenBank genome assembly